Molecule: messenger RNA, 5560 nt
Organism: Rhineura floridana
Lineage: Eukaryota; Metazoa; Chordata; Lepidosauria; Squamata; Rhineuridae
Product: guanylate-binding protein 1-like
Exons: 11
Coding region: 576-2339 (587 amino acids)
Molecular function (GO): GTP binding; GTPase activity
Source: RefSeq, a predicted model, not a curated record
UUGACAAAUCUCUCUCUCUCCCCCUUCCCCUUCCCCCGUUCUUCAGUUCUAACGGGAACGUGUGAAAGAUAGUCGGUCGGGUGGGGGCAGAGAGCGACGGAAACCAGGACCAUUGAGCCACAAAGGUUAACGACUCAGUAACGCUGUGCUGGAAUUCCCCACCAUUGUGGAAGUGCAGAGAGGACGACAAGGCAGCCGGUUUCAAAGGCGGGGAUUUCCACUUCACCGCUCCCCGCCCGCUCCUAUGGAGCCGACCGACCCAUUCCGGGAAGCGUGAGACGAGCACAGAGGAUCCCUGCUCAAAAUACCCAACCCAGCAGCAGAGCGAAAAUGAAAGUGCACCGGCGGCGGCGGGGACUUUUCCUUCCUCCUGGGCGCCUCCCGUCGGGACGCAGCGGCUCCUUCCAGGGACUGGUUGUUUUCCUGCCUUUUAAGGAAGAGUCCGCCAGCUCCGCUGCGCUGGUUUCCCACCCGAACGUGCCUGCGUGAGCGCCGGAUCGUCGCCCCACCAGGAUCAGGUUCCUCACUGUCUGCGGUCUCUUUCUUGGUCUGUCUCACCCAGAACUCAGCCAAGCAUGGAUGCGCCGAUGUGCCUGAUUGAAAACAAGCCUGGUGACAAGCUGCAUGUCAACAAAAGAGCCCUGAGGAUCCUGCAAAGCAUCCAGCAGCCAGUGGUGGUGGUGGCUAUUGUGGGGCUGUACCGUACCGGCAAGUCUUACCUCAUGAACAAGCUGGCAGGGAAGGACAAAGGAGGUUUCUCUCUGGGUGCUACAGUGCAAGCAACCACCAAGGGCAUAUGGAUGUGGUGUCGUCCACAUCCUCAAAAGCCUGACCACACCCUGGUGCUGUUGGACACAGAAGGGCUGGGUGAUGUCGAGAAGAGCAACACAAAGAACGACACGUGGAUAUUCGCCCUCUCCCUCCUGCUAAGCAGCACCUUUGUCUACAACAGCAUGCACACCAUUGACCAUUAUGCUUUGGGGAAUCUGCACUAUGUGUCUGAAUUGACUGAGCUUAUCAAGGUGAAGGCUUCAGCCAGGCAGACAGAUGAGAUUCCUGAUGACUUUGUCUGGUUCUUCCCAAACUUCAUCUGGAUUGUGCGUGAUUUCACACUGCAACUGGCAUUGAAGGAUGGACACCAUAUCUCCGAGGACGAAUAUCUGGAGAACGCCUUGAAGAUGAGGAAAGAUGCCUCUGAACAGCAAGAUCUUCCAAAGAAAUUCCUACGGCGGUAUUUUCCCAGCCGCAAGUGCUUUGUGUUUGAGUGCCCAGCCUCGCGGCGAGACUUAGAACACUUGGAGGACUUGCCUGAAUCGAAGCUGAACCCUGAGUUCAUAAACCAGGCGUGCUGUUUCUCCCAAUACAUUUAUGAGAAUGCCCAGGCCAAAGUGAUCCAGGGAGGGCAUGUGGUGACUGGGACAACACUGGGGAGCCUGGCGGAGACUUAUGUGGAUGCCAUCCGCAGUGGGGGCGUGCCUUGCAUUGAGAAUGCAGUGGUGGCGUUGGCUCAGAUCGAGAACCAGGCUGCCGUGAAUGAUGCUCUUAAGCGCUACGAGGACAUGGUGGAUCUUCUUUCGACGCUGCCUGCGGAGGAUAUCGCAGAGGUGCUGCAAGUGCACGCUCGUUGUGAGGAAGAGGCCAUUCAAGUGUUCCUGGCCCGCGCCUUCAAGGAUGAGGAUCAAGAGUAUCAGAGAGAACUGGGGAGCCAGCUGCAAGUUAAGCUUCUAGAGUUGUGCUCUCGUAAUGAGCAGGCAUCAUCGGAUCGCUGCCUGGCUGUGCUCAUGGAGCUGUUCCAGGAUGUGGAGGAGAAGAUCAGCAAUGGGGAAUACGCAGUGCCUGGGGGCUAUCAGCGGUUCCUCAAUGACCAGCAGCAAAUAGUGGAGAAUUAUCACCUGGUGUCUGAGAAAGGAGUAAUGGCUUCCAAUGCCCUGCAAGACUUCCUGAAAUCCAAGGAGACAGCAGCCCACUCCAUUCUACAGGCCGACCUGACCCUCACAGACAAACAGAAGGAGGUUGAAGUGGAGAAAGCCCUGGCUGAGGCCUCUGCAAGGGAAGCUGAGCUGCAAAAGAAAAUGCAAGAGGAGACUCAGCAGAUGGUCCAGGAAAAUGAGCGGCGCUACGAGGAGCACAUGCGCCAGUUAUUGGCCAAGAUGGAUGAAGACAGAAGGAACCUCCUGGCUAAGCAGGAGCAAGUGCUGAACCAAAAGCUCCAGGAGCAGAGAAGCUUUCAGAAAGAAGGGUUCCAUCAGGAAGUCUCAAGGCUUCAGGCUGAAAUCCAGCACUUGCGGUCUCAGAUGAAUCAACGGAGAAGUGGAGGUUCUGGAUGUGUGAUCUGUUGAGGAUGUUAUCUCUCAAGGACCCUGUUGGGCUGGAUGAACAAAUGAGAAAUCCUGGCCUGGUCUCAGGGCUGUGGAUAGAGCACAGAUGGGAUGGAGAAAUGAAGGGAGAUCUACUUUGUAACAAGACCAGUUUUAAUAGGUGCUUGUGAUGUGUCUGUAUUUGUGUACACAAUAGAAAUCACUGCAUCUUAAGAUGGAAUGUGCAACCCCCUCCCCCCCAAAAAAAAUCUGGGAUAGGCCGCAGAAUGGAGACGUGUGUAAAGGUAAAGAAUGUUGGAUCCAGACUUACAGUGCAGUCCUAACCAAGUCUACUGGAAAGUAAGUCCAGUUGUAGUUACUGGGGGACUUAAUCCCCAGGCAAGGAAGAACAAAUCUGUCAAUUUCAGUUCUCCAACUUUCUCAUUUUUCCAAUCUUAAAUUCAGUUCGCACAUUUCCACUACAAUCUGCAAUUAAAAAAAAAGUCCUCAAGAAAAUUCAUCAACAUUUUAGUGCAAGUUUCUCCUAACAAUAUAUCCAUUUUUGCAAGCAAUUUUCUGUGAUAUAAUGCAUUUGUAUGCUGUUUUCACAAAUAUAUGCAUUUUUAUGCAUACUUUACCCCAGUAUACAGUUUUGCAAACGUUUUUGUACACAACACUUGGCUGGAGAACUGCAUUGCAAAAUUUGGAGAACUGCACGUUUCGAAGGAUGUCUGUUUCAGUUCAUGUACAGGCGGGCCCCGCUUAUACGGCGGGUUCCGUUCCGGACCCCUGCCGUAAAGCAGAAAUCGCCGUAAAGCGGAACCCCAUUCACUAUAAUGGGCUGCGGCGCGCGAAAAUGACGCGAAAACGGCACAAAACGUUGCAAAAGAGCAAAAAAUACCUUUAAAAUUGUAAAUGAAAGCCGCCGCAUCAGCGGAACGCCUUCAAGCAGAACGCCGUAAAGCGGGGCCCUACUGUACUGUUUUGAAAAGUGAGAAGGUUCGCCUUUAAAUGCAAAGUGAAUCAAAUUUCUCAGCCAGCCUUACUCCCAGAUAAGUGGGGCUAGGAUUGCAGCCUUAGUUAUGUUUAGAGUAGACACACUGAAAUCAACAGGACUUAGUUUGAUUAACUUGAUUUCAAUGCAUUUAUUCUUAAGACUGCAAAUUUAACCCCACUGAAUUUAAUAGGACUUACUUUUGAGUAGACAUGGCUAGGGCUGCUGCCUAAGUUUGGAUCCAGCCCCAAGUUUUAAGCUUGAAAUGAUUUGAAGGCAAGUUCACUGUGUGGAAAGUUUGUUUGGUUUAGAUGUGGGGGAACUAACCUAGACUCCCGCUAGGAGGAAGGGCGGGAUAUAAAUCAAAUAAUAAAUAAAAAAAAUAAAAAAUCAAUAAGCUUCAAAUCUCUGCUAUUCCCUGAACCUCAGAGAGAUGAGUUUUAGGGAAUGGGUAGUAGAGGCAAUUGCCCGCAUCCCACUCCCAUAGUUUAGAAUGUGUGUACUUUUAUCUCAGGUGCUGGGAGUCAUUAAGAGACCCCUCACAGAGCUAUAGUUUCCAGCACCUUAACAAACUAUGGUUCCCAGGAUUCUCUGUAGGAAGCCAUUGACUAUUAAAGUGUUAUAAGAAUGCUUUAAAAGUAUGGUGUGGAUGUCACGGUCCUUGUAUUGACUGACUGUUCUGAACAAUUACCUGUAUCAGUGUUAACUAAAUCAGUAUGUAAUGGGUGUUUACAGUGGGCCUAUGAGUGUGUGCUUAAUAAAAACUACUGCAUUUUGAGAUUGAUUGUAUUUAUAUAAAACAAAAUAAUAAUGGUAGACCAGGGAAGAGGGGCUAAAGCAGGUGUGGAGAACUUUUGGCCCUCCAGAUGUUGAGGAACUACCACUCCCAUCAGCCCCAGCAAGCAUGACCAAUGGCCAAGGAUGAUGGGAGCUCUAGUUCAGCAACAUCUGGAGAGCCAGAGGUUCCCCAUAGCUGGGCUCAAGCCUCUUUGACUUGAAAUAAUUUUAAAUCAGCAGGUUGCAUCACUUAGCUUAUUAGGUUUGGAUAGGGAGAGGAGCCUAGCUUUGAAUCCUUGCUUGGUCAGGUGGCUCAUUAGUUUCCCCUAUCUAUCAGUGUGGUGUAGUGGUUAAGGUGUUGGACUACAACCUGGGAGACCAAGGUUCGAAUCCCUACACAGUCAUGGAGCUCACUGGGUGACCCUGGGCCAGUCACUGCCUCUCAGCCUCAGAGGAAGGCAAUGGCAAACCACCUCUGAAUACCACUUACCACGAAAACCCUAUUCGUAGGGUCGCCAUAAGUCAGAAUUGACUUGAAGGCAAUCCAUUUCAUUUUUACUUAUCAAACUGCUCUACACAGUUGUAUGUCUCCCCCUGGCAGAGCCAACCCAAGGCAUUUGGUAUUUGAGAUGAGGCGGGAAACUCAAAUGGCCAUCUCCCUCAUUCCCACUGGUAACACACCACUGGGAAAUUCUCCUGCACAACUCCGCCCCCCUCUAAAAUUAACUGUACUCUUGUGUAACUCCAUUUCAGUGUGGCUUGCGUGGGAGAAUUUCUUGAUGGUCAGAUCCAUCUCAUGGGAAUAACAUAGGAAAGCUGCCUUAUACCAACUCCCAGACCGUUGGCCUAUUACCUCUACUGAAAGGCAGCAGCUGCAUAGGGUUUCGCACAUGGGAUGUUUCUAGCCUUACCUGGAGAUUCCGGGGAUUAAACCUGGGACCUCUACCAUUGAGCUAUGCCUACGGCCUUUCUCCCAUGCUACCCCCUUAACAACAAUCACAGUCAACUUGCCUUGUGAUGGAGUUGCCUCUGCCCAAUCCACAUGGAAGAAGCUGCUACAGUGGAGGAAUCCCUAACAUUUGACCCCUGGUGCUGUACAUAAAAGACUGCCCCCCCCAUCCAAAGAUGGGUAAGUGUAGCUGCUGCUGGGAUCUCAGAAUCUCUCUCCAACCCACCCACCCCCAUUCCAGGUAACCCUUUGCCCCCAAUGGGUGAUCAGCAUUAUCAACUAGGGAAAGAGGAAAGCAGGUCCUGUAAGCUCAGCUCAGCUGUACUUGCCAGUUUCUGCUUUGGGGCCGCUGUCUGUCUUUGAACUGAACUCCCACCUUGGCCAGAAUGGGGGUCCUCUGCAUGUUUACUCAGAAAGUAAGCCUUGUGGAGAUUCUUUGGGACGUGCUCCCAGGAGAGUGUGCAGAGAGGACUGCAGCCUGAGACUUGUUAUGAGAAUGACUGGAAUGAGAAUUAUAAGGAUAUAUGCAAUGACUGUGCGUGU